GAUGUGCCUCCUCCGGGUUGAGUAAGAGCAAGGGGGGGGGAAGAAACCGCCGAGGUGCCCAGCUUGAGGGGAGGGGGAGCCCCUCCAGCAUCCCAGCGCCGUUGCCAGUUGCAGAAUGGCAGACUUUAAUCCCUCCCCACUGAAACACUUUGUGCUGGCUAAGAAGAGGAUUACUGCCAUUUUUGAAGAACUGUUGGACUAUGUUACUGAAGGAACUAAUUUUGUUGAAGAAACAUACAGAAAUCCAGAGCUUGAACAUAUAACCACUGAGGAUGAACUGGUAGAAAUACAGGCAUAUAAAAGCAAGUUGGCUAUCAUAGGUGAAGUGCUUGCACGGCGUCACAUGAAAGUAGCUUUCUUUGGCAGAACCAGUAGUGGAAAGAGUUCGGUUAUCAAUGCAAUGCUGUGGGACAGAGUCCUCCCCAGUGGCAUUGGGCACACAACCAACUGUUUUCUCAGUGUGGAAGGAACAGAUGGUGAUAAGGCUUACCUCAUGACUGAAGGGUCAGAUGAAAAGAAGAGUGUCAAGACUGUUAAUCAGCUUGCCCAUGCUCUCCAUAUGGAUAAAAACUUGGAGGCCGGCUGCCUGGUGCAUGUGUUUUGGCCUAAAGCCAAGUGUGCCCUUCUGAGAGACGACUUGGUGCUGGUGGACAGCCCUGGCACUGAUGUCACUACAGAGUUAGACAGCUGGAUUGACAAGUUCUGCCUCGAUGCUGACGUCUUUGUUUUAGUGGCUAAUUCAGAGUCAACUCUCAUGAACACAGAAAAACAUUUUUUUCACAAAGUGAACGAGAAGCUUUCUAAACCCAAUAUCUUCAUCCUGAACAACCGUUGGGACGCUUCCGCAUCAGAGCCUGAAUAUAUGGAGGAUGUACGGAAGCAGCAUAUGGAGCGCUGCCUGCGUUUCUUGGUAGAUGAGCUCAAAGUUGUUGAUGCUUCUGAGGCCCGGAACCGCAUCUUCUUUGUUUCAGCCAAAGAAGUCCUCAGCGCUAGAAAACAGAAAGCCCAGGGCAUGCCGGAGGGAGGUGGUGCACUUGCUGAAGGGUUUCAGACGCGAUUUCAGGAGUUCCAACAUUUUGAGAAGAUAUUUGAGGAGUGUAUCUCGCAGUCAGCUGUGAAAACCAAGUUUGAGCAGCACACUAUCAGAGCUAAACAGAUCCUAGAUACUGUGAAAAACAUUAUGGACAACAUAAACGUGGCAGCAGCCAACCAAAGAGUGUAUUCAAUGGAAGAGCGAGAGGAGCAGAAAGACAGGUUAGAAUUUGUACGAAACCAGCUCAACCUUUUAACAGAUGACAUUAAGAAGAAGAUCAAAGAAGUUGCAGAGGAAGUUGCAGACAAAGUGUCUUCUGCCAUGACUGAUGAAAUUUGUCGACUUUCUGUUUUAGUAGAUGAAUUUAAUUAUGAUUUCCACCCAUCUGUACAAGUUUUGAAGCUCUAUAAAAAUGAACUUAACAAGCACCUAGAAGCGAGUUUGGGAAAGAACUUGGCAGACCGUUGCUCCAGUGAAGUCAACAUGUCUAUGCAUCAGUCUCAACAAGAAAUGAUUGAAAAUCUGCAGGCUUUGUUGCCUCAGGAUGUCCAGAAAAACCUUCACUUGCUAAUUCCGUGUCGGAAGUUUGACCUCAGCUAUGAUCUGAAUUGCCACAGCCUCUGUUCGGAUUUCCAAGAGGACAUCUCGUUUCGAUUCUCCCUGGGCUGGACUGCCCUUGUCAGUCGGUUCUUGGGCCCUAAAAACACCGAGAGGGUCCUUCUGGCCAUGGCAGAACCAGCUUUUGCAAUCCCUCGGUCUCUGGCCUCCACCCCUUGUGUCGCCACUGCUCCAGCUCUGCCACCAGAGACGGCAUCCCAGGAGGAGCUCAUGGUCUCCUUGGUCACCAAUCUGGCAUCGUUGACAUCCCGGACAUCCAUGACGGUCAUCAUUGUUGGUGGGCUGGUUUGGAGGACGGUCGGCUGGAAGGUCAUCUCCCUUUCCUUGAGCAUGUAUGGGCUACUGUAUCUCUAUGAGAGGCUCACUUGGACAACCAAAGCCAAAGAGCGAGCCUUCAAGCAGCAGUUUGUAAAUUAUGCUACAGAGAAGCUGCAAAUGAUUGUCAGCUUUACCAGUGCAAACUGCAGUCAUCAGGUGCAACAAGAAAUGGCCACCACAUUUGCUCGCCUGUGCCAGCAAGUUGAUAUCACGGAGCGAAACCUAGAGAAAGAGAUUGCAAGAUUGUCCAAAGAAAUUGCUCAGCUAGAAAAAAUCCAGACCCACUCAAAGCAUCUACGAAAAAAAGCAGUUCACCUUGAAAAUGAAUUUGACUGCUUUACAAAGGAUUUUCUCCAAAAGAAGAAAUGAGACGCUGUCAAUGGUUUUCUAAUGCUCUGGGUGCAAUUGAAAAGAUUUCGCACACAUACAGGUCAAAUGAAUUUUUUAAGCCCCCUGUAUUGUACCUGCCCAGUGUUGCCUCGCUCUUUUUGUGCUUGGGUUAUGAAUUGUGCCUGAGAGGAGACAGUAUUUAUCCCUAAUGAACCAUUUUGCAACUUAAAUAUGAAGUUUCUUUGGAGAUGUAAAAGGAAUAAUAAACCAGCAAACAAGAAGCAAGAAGUAUUUCGCAUUAGUGUUUACCUCAAGAAUCUCAACCCCCUCUUUCUGGCAUCCAGAAAGAGACUAGAGGCUGUGUCCACCCUGGGAUCCUGUGUCAAAGACGGAAUUCUCUGUGGGAAUGUAGGUUGCUGACCUUUACCAAAAUUCUGUUACCAAGGUUAAAAUAUAGAGUGAUAACAAAUUGUAUUAUGGAAUCUGAAUGCAGUAGACAAUCAGCUUGGCUGGGCAUAAGGUGCAAAUCCAGAAUUCUCAUCUGAUUGAGAGGCAAUGAGAUUUUUAUAUUUUGUACUGCAUAUUUAAAGCUUUAAUAUCACUUGCAUAGAAACGUUCUCAAUUAGGAGGAAGCACAUUGUUUAGCAAAGAGAGGCAUAUUUCACUCAACUGUUCUUGGGAAGUAGGUACCUGCAUUCUUUUUCCAUCAUCUUGUCUUGAAAGAUCAGGGAAGGUGUGAUGGCUUAAAUAAGAUUUGUGGUAUGUUUAACAGUAUGGAAUUCUCUGCAGUAGUCGAUCUAGCUGCACCGGUCUUCUAACCUUGGCCUGUUAAUGAUGUUUUUUCGAGGCUCCUAGAUGUCCAAAAUCCAUCUGCAUCAUCCGUCCCAAGUGCUUCUAAGCUAGAGACCUACUAGUGAGACAUUUCUGAAGACCUUCCAGGCUGGCAGAUAUUUCAUGUGACAAUAUGAGAACCCAGCCCCAGGUGUCUCCCUCUCCCUCCCAUGAUAUUGAAAUGAGCCCAAAGUUUAAGCGCCCGAUAGAGUAGUUAGCAGUGCACUUUAGGAACUAUCACAAAAUAUGAAUUGAGUGGAUCAGCAAUGGGGGAAAUGCAUAAACAGGGCAGUCUUUAUUGCUCCCACUGGUUCUUUCCAUGAUGGUGGUGAUGGAUAAGCCCCCAGUAUUAACAACCUGGAUAAUCAAGGACUAUCCUGGCAUUUAGCCAUUGUUCUUGGGACACUUUUUCCCUGCACUGGCAUUUUCCCAGGGCGCUCUACUAAAAUGAACGGAAAUAGAAGCGUCAAUUACUCAUACCCCUCUAUUGUGCACACAUCAUGGAUGACUGUCACAUCCCCCAUCCUAGUACCGCACUGGAUAUACUGCCCAGGGCUGAUGGGAGUUACUGCCUAAUCCUGUAAAGUCCGUAUGUUCCCCACCCCCAAAGUAAUGUGUUAUUUUAUUAAAUGCUUUACAAAAUGUGUUUAGUUGGGGAAGAUAACAGAUAUGCAUGUCUUUCAACCAAAAUGGAAAAGUAGCGCAAGUUGUAAAAACAAAAAUACACUCUUGUGGUGGCACUUGAUGAUAAGGUAACUGGUGUAACAAAGGGCUAAUAAAACAAUUGCUGAGUUUCUA
Molecule: messenger RNA, 3928 nt
Organism: Pogona vitticeps (central bearded dragon)
Lineage: Eukaryota; Metazoa; Chordata; Lepidosauria; Squamata; Agamidae
Gene: MFN1
Product: mitofusin 1
Biological process (GO): mitochondrion localization; mitochondrial fusion
Cellular component (GO): mitochondrial outer membrane
Molecular function (GO): GTP binding; GTPase activity
Source: RefSeq, a predicted model, not a curated record